Messenger RNA from Fundulus heteroclitus (mummichog), 4723 nucleotides. RefSeq names its product Fli-1 proto-oncogene, ETS transcription factor (gene fli1). The transcript has 9 exons. Gene Ontology annotation, cellular component: nucleus. The record is from RefSeq and is a predicted model, not a curated record. The coding region runs from base 592 to 1956 and encodes 454 amino acids. Gene Ontology annotation, biological process: cell differentiation; regulation of transcription by RNA polymerase II. Lineage: Eukaryota; Metazoa; Chordata; Actinopteri; Cyprinodontiformes; Fundulidae. Gene Ontology annotation, molecular function: DNA-binding transcription factor activity, RNA polymerase II-specific; sequence-specific DNA binding.
UCAUGAAUAGUCUUGAUUUACUGGGGGUGGAGGCAUAGCCAGAUGUGAGACUGAAGUGUAGGCGUGAAUCAAAAAGCGCUCUAAAAUAUGAAACCCCAUCACUUAUUCAUUCGGGGGAGAAAAAAAAAAUCCUCAAACACAGCUUAAAAAUACAUAUACACUGGACAAAUCGUAAAGCUUUAUUCCACAGCAGCUGUGGCAUUACCGCCAGAGAAUAAACACAAAGCGCGCAACAAUAUCCCGCAGCAUGCGCAAGGCAGGCAGGCCAGCCAUCCUGUAAAUAUUUCCGAGCAGAACAACAUAACAGCGAAGCGAGCACUCAAUUGUUUUUCCUCGCUUAUCUCUCUGGGACAGUAUCCUGCCCUUUUUUUUGAAGGCAGGGCUUUCGGUGACACACAGCUUCCUUCUCAAACCUUCACAACUGCGGUGACUUCACUUCCCAAAUUUAGAGGAAAGAAAAAACUCAAUCCGGUAAAGAGAGAGAAAAAAGUGUCUCUUUCUCUCCGCCACAUCGUACCGGGGGCCACUGGAAUUAACCCAGGAGCGUGUCAUGUUUGGGAUAUCGUCGGGGUCCGCUGAAAAUUGCGCAAAAUGGACGGAACUAUUAAGGAGGCGUUAUCAGUGGUGAGUGAAGACCAGUCCUUAUUUGAGCCUCCAUACGCUGCUGCUGCCCCUCUCCCAAAAACAGACAUGACUGCAUCUGGCACACAGGACUACGGCCAGACCCACAAAAUCAACCCUUUACCCCCACAGCAGGAGUGGAUCAACCAGCCUGUGCGGGUCAAUGUCAAGAGAGAAUACGAGCACAUGAACGGAUCCAGCAGGGAGUCUCCCGUGGACUGCAGUGUGGGCAAAUGCAAUAAGCUGGUGGGGGCCAACGACACAUCUCAGAUGACUUAUGGGAGCUAUAUGGAUGAGAAGAAUGUGCCUCCCCCCAACAUGACCACCAAUGAGCGAAGAGUCAUCGUACCUGCAGGUAGGCAAAACCCAUCACUGUGGACCCAUGACCAUGUGCGCCAGUGGCUGGAGUGGGCCAUCAAGGAGUACGGACUGCUAGAAAUCGACACGUCGAUGUUUCAUAACACAGACGGCAAAGAGCUCUGCAAGAUGAGCAAAGACGACUUCCUCCGGCUUACCACCAUGUAUAACGCCGAAGUGCUUCUGUCUCAUCUCAAUUACCUCAGGGAAAGUAGCUCAUCAUUAUCCUACAACACACCAUCUCACACCGACACAUCACCGCGUUUGGCUGCCAAAGAAGAUCCAUCAUAUGAAGCUGUACGGCGGACAGGGUGGUCCAACAACAUGCACAGUGGCAAAGGCUCACCUGUAGUUCCUCAAAAUGUGACCAAGUCCACUGAGCAGCCCAGAGCUCAGCCAGAUCCUUACCAGAUUCUGGGCCCCACCAGUAGUCGUCUCUCCAACCCAGGCUCAGGUCAGAUCCAACUUUGGCAGUUCCUUCUGGAGCUCCUGUCUGACAGUGCCAACGCAGGGUGCAUCACUUGGGAAGGGACCAACGGAGAGUUUAAGAUGACGGAUCCAGAUGAGGUGGCGCGGCGAUGGGGUGAGCGCAAGAGCAAGCCAAACAUGAACUACGACAAGCUGAGCCGUGCGCUGCGCUACUACUAUGACAAAAAUAUUAUGACCAAGGUGCAUGGCAAACGCUAUGCCUACAAGUUCGACUUCCAUGGCAUUGCUCAGGCACUGCAGCCGCACCCCACUGAGUCAUCCAUGUACAAAUACCCCUCGGACCUAGCCUAUGUGCCUUCCUACCACGCCCACCAGCAGAAGGUCAACUUUGUAUCUCCGCACCCUCCAUCUAUGCCAGUCAGCUCCUCCAAUUUCUUUGGACCCGCUGCUCAGUACUGGAGUUCGCCCACUGGAGGCAUCUACCCGAACCCAAAUGUCCCCCGCCACCCUAACACUCAUGUGCCAUCCCAUCUCGGCACUUACUAUUAAGACAACCCUCCUUCAUCAACGACCAACUUUUAAAACCUACCUUCUCCUCCUACCAAAAUUGCUGACCUGCACUUCUUGUAAUGCCAAAGACUGAGUUGAUGGAAACAAUCAUCUAAAGAAAUGCUGUUCCUCAAUGAAGGAUGAGUUUUUGAAGUUUUUUUGUUUUCUUUUAUGUGUGUGUGUGUGUGUAUGUAAGAAUCUAUAAAAACUGGAUACCUUGGUCUACAAUGGAAUACUACUUAUAACAACUGUUUGUUUUAUGGACGCAGAUCUGAGUUUCCUGUGCCUUUUUCUUUUCCACUCUCUCAAAAGUUUCCCCUGUAAGUGCCCCAAAAGCCUAAGGAAAGGUCUUGAACCAGAGUGUGUCAGCCUAUUCUGCACGCUACCUUACCAGACAUGGGCCUAUCACUUAUGGGUCUCAAUUUACAUCAUUCUCAGUAUAGUUUGUAUGCUUUGCUUGAAAAUCCAGCUUUUGACGCUUACUUACUAACCUUGUGGGGGUUGUCCACUGUUUUUCUUGGCUUUCUGUUUCACAUGACAUUGUUUUUUGUAAUCGUGUGUGUGUGUCUGUGAGUGUGUGUGUGUGUGUGUGUGUAGUGUGUAUGUGUGUCUCCAGUAGAUAGGUAGGAGAUCUUGCAAAAGGAACUUUUCUCAGCACUGAAUACCAUUUGGCGACUUGAAUACGCAGUUCACCAUGCCGCCAUUUAAUUUAUCCUCCAAGACUGGAAGGCUAGAGAAGAGUUAGAUGCCAUAGAAUGAAGCGCUGUAUGUUUCUGGUGAACCUGGGUCAACUCAGUUGCUUAAAGAAUGUUUUCUAUGUAUUUUGCAAGGAGCUGAAAGAGAUGAUGGGUGAUAAGCACAGCAGAGUUAAGUCAAUUGUGCUGCAGAAGCAGAGUCAAGAUUUAAUUGAGGUAAUUUGCAGCAGUAAUUCCUGCCCACACAAAUGUUUUUCUCUCUCUUUUUUUUUUUUUUUUUUUUUUUGGUAGGCCACACACUAAGCUAAGUAUUUGCCUUGUUGUUUCCUCUCAGCCUGGCUAUUUUGAAAUCGUUUUGUUGCUCAACCAUAUCAGUAUUAAUGUGAAUGUCUCUGGCUUGUGUAAUACACUUAAAAGGAAAAAAAAAAGUCUUUGCCUAAACCAAAAUAUGUCAGGUGUGGUUAUUUAAGGGGGGAAAAAAGAUGCAUAUCCACGUAAUAGCGUGAAUCUAAAACAUGUAAGGGAUUUUAGCGUAUGUGGUUCUUUUUUAGGGUUGUGUUAGCCUUACUGUUUAGAGGAUGUUCAUUAUUUGAAAGGCCCUAGAGUCUUCAUCUAUUUUUUUUUAAAAUGUGCUGAGAAACAAAGCUCUAACCCUUGCAGAGUUCGGGUUAGGCUCAAACUGCUGAUCUAUAUCAUAUCAUCAACAUCAACUACCAGUGCACAACUAAAGUCCUGAUGAAGAUAACUGUUCUAAUAAAUAUUUUUUUUUUAUCUUUUCUGAGAAUAAAAGCUGCCACAUGGUCUCUGUCCAUCUAGGCCAGUCGAUAUCACACAGGUUGUUGCAAAGAAGAAAUUAUCCACUUAAUUCUGAUUAAUAUACGACACUUUGCAGUGUUUUCUUCCUUUUUUUUUUACAAGGCUGGAUCCUAGCAUGAGAGAUGCAUGUUUUGUCAAAAGUCUCUUGCUGAUCUUCAAGCCCAGCAAAAUGCAAACGAAUCUCAAGUCAGAAUUUCAUUAUUAUCGUGUAACAACGCUAUGUCAAACUCACAACCAUAAUCAGCUCUUCAACUGUUAAUUUCUGAAACUAUUCAAAGAAAGUCAUCGAAAAUAGACACUUGAAACCAAGUCUUUUAUCAGAGAACAAAAAAAAAAACAAUGAAGUAUGACGAGAUGAAACAAAGAAAUCCUCAGAUUCGCAAACGCUGUGCGUUUGUCAGACCUAUGUGUUAUUAUUUUAUAAACAUCAGUCAACUAGGCAUUAAAGCAACUUACUGUAUAAAUUAUGCAGAGUUAUUUUCAUAUGUGACACAGUAUAAAAAGCCAAGAGAGUUAAUACGAGUUGACCUCGGUCAAAAAUGCAAACUUUUUGAGUCCAUUUCUGCUAGUAGUAUGUUGAGCAUUUUAAGUAUUUUUAUAUCUGUACAUUUGGGCAAUGCAGUUUAACAUUUUUUUGUUUUUUUGUUUUCACACAGAUGUUGUUUUCUGAAACCCAGUUGUAACGUCUUAAGUGCCUGUAAGGGUAAAAAAUAUAUCUGUAUAUUAUUUUCUUUCGUAUUACUAAAACCACAAAUGCCUGCUUAAAUCAUAAUCUAAUAGAGACAAUUCCUUUGCCUUGUAUGCAGUCUGUGAUGAUGAUGGCGUGAUCCCAUUGUCGCUCCUUUUCUAUACCUGGAAUUCAUGGCUAGCUCUGUGCUUUUUGAGGUUUUCAGGUGUUUGAUACUCCGUAAUACAGUAUUAAUAUUUACAUCCAGCUUUCUUUGCAGACGAAUAGCUUUAAGAGAACAAAUUAAAAGGGAACAUGUCAUUUGUAGCAUAAAGAAAGUAUGGCAAUGUGCCCUUAACCUUCCUGUUUUAAAAGCAUUAUCAGUGAAGAGGGAUCUGUGCUACUCCUUCAUAUAUGCAAUGUAUUUUGGAUGGUGAAUCCAUUAUAUGUAUUGUUUGUAUACAUUUACAAUUAAGCAGUGUAUUAUUUUUAAUAAUAUUGUAAUGCCUGCAAUGUAUGAACUAAAACCUUUUGAAAAAGGGCUUUUGUAUAGGAAAAUGUGACAAAAUAAAUGUUUUUACCUCUCCAG